GCAUGCGCAGUUUCGUGGUGCAUUUGGAAACUGUCAAAAAAUUGUUUAUCUUCUGUUGUUUGUACUUCCAAAAGUAAGAUGUACCCAAAAUCAGAAAUAUUUUUAGUAUAUUUCGUAUUUUAAAUAAUUUUUGCAUAGGUUUGUGCUGCUAAAAUUACGCGUGCUUCCGUGUCUCUAUCCGCAGCUUGUAUUUAGGAGGGAUUUAUUCUAAGUGUCCCUGAAGGCAGCACCGGUAGGAACAGGAAAAGGGAAGCUCAGACGGACACUUUCCUUCUGAAGUGACGGUGAGUCUGAAACAAAUAAUUUCCUUACGAAAACAUUGUUUACGCCAUCACAUCUAACAGGCGAACAAGACAAAAAACAUUUCCGAGCUGACACUGAAGUAACAUGAUAGCUUUGCUAGCAGUGCUAAGUUAAAAGGAUUUGAACUUGUUUUGGUAAUUGCGAGCACAAACAUUCCUGAUGCUAGACUAGUGUUUUUAAAAUGAGCUAAAAGUAAAGCUAGGCACGACGUGUUCACGUCCAUUUGAACCGCGGCGCCAACUUUGUCCCAGUUUCCACGCACGGAUCAUGUUGAGCAGACUGUCCGGACUGAGGUGCUGGGACGGGGUGGCAGCUGGCAUCGAGGCCGCUAUUGUUCCUGCUCUGGCGGCUGUAACAGGAGCAGAGACGGUCCUCCUGAUCCCCACACAACACGAUGAUGAGAGCCAGCAGAAAAGCUCAGAGGCCAAACCUUUAGAAACAAGACAUUCAAUUUCAUUUAGCAAAUAAAUAGUAGAGCUCUCACAUUUCCCUUUUGAAGGAUUGAGCUCCAUCUAGUCAAUGUUUUUUUUUUUAAUUAUUUCUCUUUGAGUAAUGACUGAUAAUGGCUGACAAAUUAAUCGAAUGGGUUAUGAUAAGAUUUACAUUUCAAUACAUAUUUUUCUCGCUGCUCUUUUUACCUUCUCAUUUGGGUCUUCAUCAUUUAUAUUUCUCAGAUUGCGCUUGUUUAGAUUAAAAUAAAUAUAUUCCUUUAUUUUAGGAAUUUCCUGGAGAUUUUAACUGUCCAGCCCAAAAUGAAAAACAAUUCCCUGUAGUUUGUAUGUUGUUUUAUUGAAAUUGGACUGAAGGCAUUUUAGAAAGUCUAGAUCAGUGGUUUAGAACCAGCAGCUCUAGAGCCUCUAGUUCAACUCAUUGAUAAACAGUUGAAGGACAGUACGUAUCACAAGUCAAACUAACGUAUGGACAGAUUUUUGAGCGCCACAUAUUAAAAAAAAAUCAAUUGGAGGUCAGUAAGCAGUACUGGAAUAAAUAAUUUACUGCUGACAUGACACUACCUACGACUAAAUUAGCUGCAUUGAGAUGAUCCUUAUAGUACAUGGAGGCUUUUAUUUUGAAAGAAAGUAUUGGGAACCUCUGUUUAAAGUUAACUCAAAGAAACGGCUAUUUCCUCUGUGUUUUGUGUUCUUUUCUAUUUAUCAUAAUGACAACAUAAAUACAAACCUGUGUCUUAUUUUUCCAAAGGGUGAAUGAAGUAAGACCUUGUGGCUCCUGCUUGAUAGUGGUCAGUAAGAAAUCAACCAGAAUUAUUUAAAAAUUUUUGGUUGAAUGAGUUUCAAUUUUUACAAGUAAAGGGACUAAAAAGUCUUUAUUGCAUUACCCUUCUUGAUGGUCUAAAAUACUUUAUUUUUAUUUUAUUUUCAGAUAAUCCGAUGACAUAAAAAGUGUCAUGGUGCUUCAAAAUAAAAGAAUUAAUCAUAUGUUUGCUUUGAUGCUUUAUUUCCGUUGUGCGAUGCGCUGUUUUCUUUCCGUUCUCCUGACUUUCCAGACUUCCCUUCCAGGCCUGCAGUCCUAAUCCAGGCCUCCCGUCUCUGUCAUGGACAGCCUGGAGGAGGACCUGACCUGCUCGGUGUGCUACCAGUUGUUCUCCGACCCGCGGGUCCUCCCGUGCUCGCACACCUUCUGCCAACCUUGCCUGGAGAACCUGCUGCAGGUGUCCACCAACUAUUCCAUAUGGCGCCCGCUCCGCCUACCAAUCAAAUGCCCCAACUGUCGCAGCGUGGUGGAGCUGCCCCCGGCGGGCGUGGACGCCCUGCCCAGCAACGUCUCCCUGCGGGCCAUCAUUGAAAAGUACCAGCGAGAUGAGGAGCCACGCCCCCCGUCCUGCCAGGAGCACCCCAGACAGCCCCUCAACAUGUACUGCAUCCAGGAUCGCCAGCUGAUCUGCGGGCUGUGUCUGACCGUCGGGCAGCACCACGGCCACCCCAUAGACGACCUGCAGGCCGCUUUCGCCAGGGAGAAGGCCACUCCCCAGCAGCUGGCCGAGCUCUCCGAGCACAGAUGGGCUGAGGUUUGUGAGCUGGGGGAGCAGCUGGAGCAGGAAAAAACCCGAUGCGAGGGUUUGCUGAGACAGGACCGGGACGACGUGACCCAGUUUUUUCACUCCCUGGCGUUGGUAAUGGCCAAAAAGAAAGAGGCUUACCUGGAGGUUCUGGACAAAGCUGCUGCUGAGGUGUCCCAGGCGUAUGACCCCCUGAUCCAGAGGGUCAAGGAGCUGCAGGAGGAGCAGCUGGAGCUCAUGUCUCUGGGUUCGUCGGUGGAAGAGGAGGAGGAAUCCCCGCUGGCCUUCUUGGAGAAGGUGCACUUGUUCCGAGAGAGAGUGGACAAGUUCCUCAAAGCGCCGCUGCCGCACGCCAUCAAGCUCUCGGUCACGCCGCGCGCGGCCGACUACCUGCAGCAGCACUGGCCCCCGCUGACCAUCGGGGCUCUGGAGGAAGCGCCCGUCCCCGCCGUCUGCUGCUGCACCAGACGCGGCAGUGCAGAGGCGGCGGCUGCAGAUGGGAGCGCCGCAGCUGCGAGGGUGUCGUGGCCCGACCAGCUGCUGGCCGUUUCUGCGUUCCUGGUGACGCUGCUGCUGACGGCGGUGUGGUUGAACCCGCUCGGAAGAGCCGGCUGGCCUCACUUUGGUCAGUUGGUCCACAGCCAGACUGGGGAUUUCCUCGCAUCUGUCGAGGAGGGGGUAAUGUGGGCGUGGACGACCACGGGGGUCACUCUGCAUGGGUGGAGCUCACAGCUUUCUUUACUGAGGGAUCAGGUCUUUCAGGUCAUGGCUGCUUUUUUUGAAACACCUUCUUCCUGAAAGAUGAAGACGUGUUCUCCAUUAUUGUUGGAAUGCAGAAAAAAAAGAAUCUUUUUAAGGUUUUAAAGACGGUUAAAGUGAUUGCAUGCCCUGCGACGGACUGGCGACCUGCCCAGGAUGUACCCCGCCUUAGCCCAACAGUAGUCGGGACAGUAACUAAACUAACUGGGUACAGUGGAGCAGUGGUUAGCACUCGUGCUUCACAGUGAGAAGGCCCUGGUUCAAAUCCGGGUGGGGUCCUUUUUGUGUGGAGUUUGCAGGCUCUCCCUGUACGUGUGGGUUUUUACUGGCCGCUUCUUCCCAUGUCCCAAAACAGGCUUCAUAGGUUCAUUGGUGACUCUAAAGUGUCCCUAGAGUGUGUGGCCCUGCAACAGACGGGCGACAUGUCCAGGGUGGACCCCGCCUUCACCCGACAGUAGCUCAACCCCGCGACCCUGAAAGAGAUUCAGCGGGUUCUGAAGAUGGAUGGAUGUUUAAGAACCAGCGGUCACGUAAAGUUAUUGUGGGUCUGAGGGAUGGUUCAAAAUACUCAAGGCACCGUGUUUUCACCCUAUGAAUUAUGGGAAACUAUCACUCCAAAGCGUAUUGAUCAAGAAGAAAUUUGAAAAAAGUGACAAGAAUUUAAACAUGUAGCCUUUUUGGGCUGUGUUCUUUAUUCACAGCUCACGUAGCUUCAAGUUUUUGUGUAACUGAAAGGUGUUGUGCUCGUCUUUGGAAGUGUUCUGCUUUUUUUUUAAAUAAAGGUUUGAGAAAUAAAAUCAAAGGGGAAUUCA
Messenger RNA from Oryzias latipes (Japanese medaka), 3891 nucleotides. NCBI's taxonomy places the organism in Eukaryota, Metazoa, Chordata, Actinopteri, Beloniformes, Adrianichthyidae. The record is from RefSeq and is a predicted model, not a curated record.